Messenger RNA from Rangifer tarandus platyrhynchus (Svalbard reindeer), 756 nucleotides. Lineage: Eukaryota; Metazoa; Chordata; Mammalia; Artiodactyla; Cervidae. The record is from the annotation of a GenBank genome assembly.
AUGUGGCAGCUGCCGAGUGGCGCCCGCGCGCCCCUCCUACGGGCGACCCUAUCAGAUUCGUGGGCAGCGCUGCCCGCCCGUGCCGGCCUGAAGACGCUGCUCCCGGUGCCAACGUUUGAAGAUGUCUCCAUUCCUGAAAAGCCCAAGCUUAGAUUUGUUGAAAGGGCACCACUUGUGCCAAAAGUGAGGAGAGAGCCUAAAAACCUGCGUGACAUACGAGGUCCGUCCACGGAAGCCACGGAGUUCACAGACGGCAAUUUUGCAAUCUUGGCACUGGGUGGCGGUUACCUCCAUUGGGGGCAUUUUGAAAUGAUGCGCCUGACAAUCAACCGCUUCAUGGACCCCAAGCACAUGUUUGCCUUAUGGCGAGUACCAGCCCCAUUCAAGGCCGUCACCCGCAAGGGCAUGGGGCAGCGCAUGGGAGGCGGCAAGGGCGCCAUCGACCACUACGUGACUCCCGUGAAGGCCGGCCGCCUCAUAGUCGAGGUGGGCGGGCGCUGCGAAUUCCAGGAGGUACAAGGCAUCCUUGACCAGGUUGCCCACAAGUUGCCUUUCCCUGCUAAAGCCGUGAGCCGUGAGACUCUAGAGAAGAUGCAGAAAGACCAAGAGGAGCGAGAACGGAACAACCAGAACCCCUGGACCUUUGAGCGCAUCGCCACCGCCAACAUGCUGGGGAUACGGAAGGUGCUGAGCCCCUACGACCUGACCCUCCGGGGGCGGUACUGGGGCAAGUUCUACAUGCCUGAGCGCGUGUAG